AUGCUCACCUUCCACUGUUGGCUAUCCGGCCACAGUGACACACCGUGGACGGUCAACUCUAUUCUCUCAUUAAACCGCGAGGAGGGCCGCCAUAUCCAAUCGGUGUCCUGCGCACCCUCGCCACUGGUUCUGGGCACUGAAUGCGCGGCCACCUCAAUUCGCUCCGAACCUCCCGUUGUUUCGCCUGGUAGUCCGCUCGGCGAACCCACUAUAGCCGCUACGGACCGUGACUGCUGCUCGCUGAUGCCGGGAUGCCUGCGUAUGCCUGCGGCUCCCGCGCUCUCGCUCUCGGGGAGGCCUGUCUCAUCCUGCAGGCACUCUUCGGCUCAGCCCCCGUUCUCGGCCUUCGACGCGUCUCCGAUGCUUAAUAUACUCCCGCGUUCCACGACUCCACCUCAAUCAUCUCCUGCAAGAGGACCUGCAAGAGGACUUCCUGCAAUGCAGCGUCCCGUCCCUCGGUGGACGCCUCGGUUGGAGGUCGAAUUGCAACGCCAGCAGGAGCGCGCUACCCCCAUCUCGUGGCUCGGACUAUGUGACGAUCCUGGUCUUUUCCCUCUUCACCAGGCAGUCGGUGCAAACCUGCACGGGCAGCAAUGGGUUGCGUUUGGACGGACCUCCCUUUCGACUUUCAACAUUGAAGAUGCCAUCGGUCUCGGCAAUGGCUUGCUCUCGGCAGUCACCUCACUGCUGGCCAGCACCAUAGGAAAUAGUGCCAAACUCGGUUGCCUGAUCGAUGCGGAGAACCUCCAAGAGACGCCUGCAUGA
Molecule: messenger RNA, 765 nt
Organism: Penicillium canariense
Lineage: Eukaryota; Fungi; Ascomycota; Eurotiomycetes; Eurotiales; Aspergillaceae
Exons: 3
Coding region: 1-765 (254 amino acids)
Source: RefSeq, a predicted model, not a curated record